Messenger RNA from Brassica rapa (field mustard), 1590 nucleotides. RefSeq names its product glutathione S-transferase U23. Gene Ontology annotation, cellular component: cytoplasm. The record is from RefSeq and is a predicted model, not a curated record. Lineage: Eukaryota; Viridiplantae; Streptophyta; Magnoliopsida; Brassicales; Brassicaceae. Gene Ontology annotation, molecular function: glutathione transferase activity. Gene Ontology annotation, biological process: glutathione metabolic process.
UCUCACGUCUUCGUUCUCUGUUUUAUCUUUUUCAGCUUUAUUUUCUCCAAAGAAAAUUUGUUUCUUGUGACUCAAGAAAAUGGUUCUUAUUAUAAAUAAAGUCUUCUACAUCCAACUAAAGAUGGCAGAAGAUGUGAUUCUUUUGGAGUACUGGGCGAGCAUGUUUGGGUGAGGACAAGGAUUGCUUUGGGGGAGAAAAAAGUGAAAUAUGAGUACAGAGAAGAAGAUCCAAGUAACAAGAGCCAGUUUGCUUGAUGUUCUGAUCGUGCCUGACGACGCUGACGUUGACAUUGUGCUGUAACUCUUUACAAGAUCCAAAACAAAGUACUGACUAGGUGGUAUCAUUUGUAUGUUAACUAAAGUCACGUGUUACAUUACUCACGUGUACACCCACCUAACUAGGUUACAAUAAUGCAAACGAGGAAGUAGAGUAGGUGGACAUGACACAAGUACAGAGAUAUAGCAAAUCACUGACUCAAGAUCUCUCUAGGCUCAUUAGUUUGAAGCUACCAGUAACAUUGCCUAGAAUAGGUGGACACUACACAUUUUCUUAAUUGGCUCUAUAAUUACCAAAAAUUUCAGACUCUUUCUUCUUCUUCACCAACAACUAAAGAUGGCAGAAGAGGUGAUUCUUUUGGAUUACUGGUCGAGCAUGUUUGGGAUGAGGACAAGGAUUGCUCUAGAGGAGAAAGGAGUGAAGUAUAGAUACAGAGAAGAAGAUCUGAGUAACAAGAGCCCCUUGCUUCUUGAAAUGAACCCUAUUCACAAGAAGAUUCCUGUUUUGAUACACAAAGGCAAACCGAUCUGCGAAUCCAUCAUCCAGGUUCAGUACAUCGACGAAGUCUGGCCUGACACAAACCCUAUUCUCCCUUCUGAUCCUUACCACAGAGCUCAGGCCAGAUUCUGGUCAGAUUACAUUGACAAGAAGACGGCCGGACCGUGCAAGGCUUUACAGAGAGAAACAGGGGAGAAACAAGAGGCAGCAAAGAUGGAGUUCAUGGAAGUACUCAAGAACCUUGACUCCGAGCUCGGAGACAAAUCUUUCUUUGGAGGAAACGUGUUUGGGCUAGUGGACAUUGCCUUUAUCGGAUUCUAUAGUUGGUUUCGUACGUACGAGGUGGUAGCAAACUUGAGCAUCGUAGCAGAGUUUCCUAAGCUAAUUGCUUGGGCAGAGAGGUGUUUAAAAAGAGAGAGUGUGGCUAAGGUCUUGCCCGACUCGGAUAAGGUGCUUAAGUCAGUCUCUGACUAUCGGAAGAAUAUUUUAGGAAUCAACUAGAUUCAUCUGGAGCUCGAGCUUCCGUCAUGGGUUUGAUUCCUCUUGACCAUUUAUAGAUGCUUUAAUUGGCAAGAAAACCGGGAUUUCUGUGAAUUUUUUGGUGAUUAGUCUUUGAACCUAGAAAACCUUUGAAAUUACACCAAAAUUAUCAAAAAAAAAAAAAAAAAAACUAGAUUCAUCUGCAGAAUGUUCCCUUUUAUGUUAUAUGUUGCUCUGUUUCUUUUUCAUGUUGUUUCCUUCUGGUUUCAAAAUCUGGUGUGUUUGAGAUCCAAAAAUAAAUUUUAAACCUUAAAUAAAGUUCUUUUUUUUUUGAA